GUUCAUGACUGACUUCGCAACGUCCAUGACCAGGCCUAUGAGCUUGCCACCCUCACAGGCACACAGGUUCUUCUGCUCGUGGUGUCUUCGACCGGUCUCGUGUACACGUUUUCCACACCCAAGCUGAAGCCAGUUGUCCGAGAUCGCGAGGGAAGAGAGCUCAUCCAGACAUGUCUUAACGCCCCUGACCCAAUCCCAGGCGAUGAAGCUACCAGCAGCAGCGCUCCUAGCACUUCGACGGAUGCAAGUUCAGUACCCAUGCGAUCGGCCUCAUCGUAUCGAUCCUCCUCUCAGCCAACACGGGCUGAUCUGAUGCAAAGCUGCCGCACACCUACGAUCGACAGCCGCAUCAAGUCACCGCGUAUUCGCGCCUCAUCACCGAAUCGACCGAAUAAAAGGAGGCGGACUGCAUCCAGCCUGAACGAGUCUACGACCAUGUGCGCCAGCGGAGAUGUCCAAGAGAAUGACAACCAAGCAACCGGAUCGGACAAUGGUGCUGUGGGGAGACUCAUCGGGCGCCAGAGAGAUGACGCUGCAGCUGCUGUCGCAAUGGCCAAUCAUUCGCAUGCCAGCCAUACCCGCCGAGCCUCUCUGCAGCCCAUGUCAUUGCAGCAGAACGUCACCAAUGCCUUCGCGCAUCCUGCAGCGAAGCAAUUUAACCUGAUGCAAGGCGUCCAGCGCACGCAACACGACACGCACAUUCGCAGCGUCAGCGCGUUGAACCCUAGUGAGGAUCCCCGCAUGCAUGGAAACCAUGCCAUCAGCGGCCUGCCGCAGCCGACGUUCAUCAGCGCAGACGACGAGCAACAGCUUGCCAAUGCAAUACCGUGGAUAUCUGGACUCAGUACAAAGCUUCUCUAUGAUACACCCAAAGGCCAGAAUGCUUCUUUCUGGGGCACAGGUCCCAUGCUUGGCAGCAUGACGGAUGGUUCCGAUCCCGGCGCACAACAUUGGGGACGCUGACAGAUGUUGGCACGCCAGCGUGACUUUCGCUUCGCUUCACCACUAUUACUAGACCUUCACCGCUAUUUUUUUACAUUGCGCAUUUGGUAUUCUACAUUAUGCAUGCAAUAAAUCUUGG
Messenger RNA from Tilletiaria anomala UBC 951, 1081 nucleotides. RefSeq lists its product as uncharacterized. The record is from RefSeq and is a predicted model, not a curated record. Lineage: Eukaryota; Fungi; Basidiomycota; Exobasidiomycetes; Georgefischeriales; Tilletiariaceae. Bases 259 to 963 code for a protein of 234 amino acids. The transcript has a single exon.